AGAACAGACGAGGAGGAGUGGAGAACAGACCGGAGAGCGUUAGCUUUAAAUUACCUUUCAACACAGAUGCACUGAAUACCAAGCUACUAUGCAAAAAGGGAUGCUGGUGUCGAGAAGGGAGAGAAAUGCCCUUAUCGGUCGUCUCGGCAAUAACAAUAUAGCACGCGCCCUUUACAAAAGUAACUGAUAUCGCACAAAAGCAGCAGGGAAACGGAACGAGGAGAGAGCAGCGGCGAACUAUGCACUGAGGAUGAUUUCUGCCAGAAAAACUCCGGAGAAAAGUCGCUACCACCUGCAUUAUCUGGUGUGGAAUAACAAACACCGGCAGCUGGAGAAAGAGCUCUCAGCGCGCGAGCAGGUCGAUUUGGAAGUGUUGGACCCGCGGGGCCGGACUCCUUUGCACCUCGCAGUGACGCUGGGCCAUUUAGAAUGUGCCCGUUUGCUAGUUCAGCACGGAGCCGAUGUCAGCAAAGAAAACAAAAAUGGUUGGACAGUGUUGCAGGAAGCCAUCAGCACACGAAACCCAGAGCUGGUACGGCUGGCGCUCCGUUACCGUGACUACCAGCGCACCACUAAACGGCUGGCAGGGAUCCCGCGUCUGCUGGAGAGACUCCGACAGGCACAGGAUUUUUACGUGGAGAUGAAAUGGGAGUUUACCAGUUGGGUUCCUCUGGUGUCGCGCAUCUGUCCGAGUGACACAUAUCGAGUAUGGAAGAGUGGCCAGUGCCUGCGGGUGGACACAACACUCAUGGGAUUUGAGCAAAUGACAUGGCAAAGAGGCAAUCGCAGCUUCAUAUUCAGAGGUCAAGACUCCAAUGCCAUGGUAAUGGAAGUGGAUCAUGACAGACAGCUGGUGUUUUGCGAGACGCUGCCAUGCAUCUCUUCCUCUUCCAGCUCGCCCUCCCCCAAAUCCUGCACAACCUCUUUGAACCUUUUAGGGGCGCUGCAGCCUAGCGAUGAACAGGUAGCGGCCCGUCUAUCCGCACCAGUAGUGGCCACCCAGCUGGACACCAGGAACAUCUCCUUUGAGAGGAAUAAAACAGGAAUUCUUGGCUGGAGGAGUGAGAAAACGGAGGUGGUGAAUGGCUAUGAAUCAAAGGUUUACUGUGCCUCUAAUGUCGAAUUGAUCACACGAACGCGUACCGACCAUCUUACGGACCAGCACAAAACAAAACCCAAAGGCGGCAAGACACCUCUGCAAUCCUUCCUGGGUAUCGCUGAACAGCACAUGGGGCCGAACAAUGGCCACACUAUGGUGACUCAGAUAUCAUGCCCCACAACGAACCCUCUGGCCGUGACGGCUGACGAGUACUUUAAUCCCACCAUGAGUCAGAGAGACAUCGGCCAGCCCUGUUACCUCACCACCAAAACACAAAGGUUCAAAGCUAAGCUGUGGUUGUGUGAAUCGCACCCACUGUCUCUGGCGGAGCAGGUGGCUCCUAUCAUUGACCUCAUGGCCAUCUCCAACACCCUGUUCGCUAAGCUUAGAGACUUCAUCACCUUACGCCUGCCUCCGGGCUUCCCUGUCAAGAUAGAAAUUCCCAUCUACCACAUCCUGAAUGCUCGAAUCACCUUUGGGAACCUGAAUGGUUGUGAAGAAGGUGGUUUGCCACGGGUAGAGACUGAAAGCGAAGGACAGAAAGAGAGUCCCAGGACAGAGACACCCUCUCCAGGCAGCGACUCUUCUAGUGUGUCGAGCUCCAGCUCCACAAACUCAUGCCGUGGAGGAGAGAUUCCAGCUUGUGUGUUCGAGGCUCCUCGAGGCUACAGCAUUUUAGGAGGAAACCAGAGGGAGAACAUUAGAGAGGAGGAGGAUGAUCUGCUACAGUACGCCAUCCAGCAGAGUCUGAUAGAGGCCGGAUCAGAAUAUGACCAGGUGACGAUCUGGGAGGCUUUGACCAACAGUAAGCCAGGAACACACCAUCUGUCCUGUGACCCCAGUCGGCACGAAAGAACCCCACAACACAAAGCCAGCUCCGUGGAGAGCCCUCGCAGCACACCGACCAAUAAACCACAGUGCAGCUACGACGAGCAGCUUCGUCUCGCCAUGGCCCUGUCUGCCCGAGAGCAGGAAGAGGCGGAGCUUCGCCAAAGGCGCGAGGAAGAGGAACUGCAGCGUAUCAUACAGCUGUCACUCAUGGAGAAAUGACAGAGCUAUCAGGAACCGAGGGGUGGGAGAGCAUGCCUGGGAUCUGAAACCAACGUAAAUAGCGAUGGGUUGCUCCCAAAAGCCCCACCCCCCUCUUCUUCCAAAGAACUGCAUAAAAUGGGCUGCUCUCUGGUCCAAUCUCCAACGAGUCACAGAGAAAUCUUCACUCUGCAAGUUUACAACACAAACUACUAAACUCAUGGCAAUCCACGGACUGAUCAGCACUGGUCUCCUACUGUGUGAAUGUGCAUUUAUGACUGAGACGGUCUGCACUGCGUAUCUUGGCGUCAUUUUUUUAAAGCCAUCAUCCAAGCACUGCCCAGUUCUCAGUGGUGGGUUUGAGUUCUGGGGGAUUUGUGUCACUUUUUUAAUUUUGCAAUAUGGAUGUAAAGAACUUUAGUUCUGGUUGUUAAUACACAAAAAAUACACUGCACUUGGUUUGUGGAGCCGUAAUGUCUCCUAAUAGAAGGUCCAUGGGCACAUUUCUUGAUGGAAAUGCUGCAAUCAUACAAAAGAAAAACAGAAAAUGACUGAGUUAUACAACCAUGAGUUGCUUACUAAUACUUAAAAACAAAAAUCACAUUUGAAUUCAAACUAAAGUCCAGUUUACAUGUUCAGCACAGAAAUAUGAUCCAAGUUAGUCGAUUGGCAGAAGUAAAAUGACAAUGCGCUCUUUUAGAGUAGGAGGUGCUUAUGGAAAAGCACAGCACUUUUCCACAAGGUGUGGCUUCAGACAAGUUCAGUGGUCUAGUCUUCGAACAAGUAAACCUGUGAUGUCAGUAGGCAGAGCUUCCACUACACUAAGUUUUGUUGUCGUCACAUUAUUGAUAAAGUGAUUGGUCCGGCACCCUGAGCCCAUUCUGAGUGAAUGCCACCUUCAGAUAUGGUUCAUGUUCUGGAGUAAGACUCUGUCUUCAGCCCGUUCUCUAUGGCAGAGGUCCCUCGGGUCAUAAUCUAAUACCAGGCCACAAGAAUGUAAAAUGACUAUAUGCAAUGACACUGUAAUAUUUAUUGUACAUUUCCCCUUUAAGAGCCCAUAUCCACAUUUAUAUCAGGCUUGAUUCUACAUGUUAAAUUUCAGCAAAAAAAUAAGUAAAAGUGGGAAAAUGAAAGCCAACUUUAGCCAAAAAUAUGAUGAUUCUUAGUAAAAUACAGUUUAGUCUCAGUGACCCAUAUCACAGGAACAUAAUAAAAACAUAAAAACCGAUCUGUGUUAUUAAAAAAGGUUGGAGACCCCUGCUCUAGGACUAGGCAAACUUGUCCCCUAACUGUCCGUGCCUUUUCACAGACUUAAGGAAGGAACCAUAAUACUGCUACCUGGCAUUUACGUGACUAUUUCAAGUCUAAAAACAAACACUGCAGAUCCCAGUGUUUGCUGUAGGCACUUACUGUAACUUCCCACUCAGAAACUCUGAUCCACAGUGGAAAUGCAUGAUACCUUUAAAAACUUAAAGCCCGGAGUUGAAUUGUCAAUGGAAAUUGAUUAUCUCAAGCUCACAGAUAUAGCAUACAGCAAUGCUCAACUUGAUGAUAUGAUUGUUAGAAAACAACAUUUUUUGUUCUUGCAAGAGUACUGUAGCUGACUCUUUUUGAAUUCCACCAAGUCAUAGUUUUAAAUAACAGCAUCCCAAAUCUUAAGCCCUGUUUACGCCAGACAUUAAGAUGCAUUUCCAGUGAUUAAUCUCAAGUGGUCAGCUGAGACACAUUACCAUUUACACCUGCUCUUAAAAUACGUCUCAUGUGACCACUUGUAUUGAUUACAAUUGAAUAAGGCCAUUUUCUUGCUUACAAGAGAGAGUGGAACAAACAGAUUCAACACUGAACAUUUGCCAUAGUAUGUUUUGACUCACUCUCACAUGCAAAAAGUAAGAUGGAAAAGAGAAACUAAAGAAACAUCGCACUGCCAUCUUGUAAAGCAGUGUUUCUCAACCACGUUCCGGGAGGACCACCACCUCUACACAUUUUCCUUGUCUCCCUAACCAAACACAUCUGAUUCAGAUCAUCAGCUCAUUAGCAGAGACUGAAAGACCUGCAAUGGGUGUGACAAAGAAGACAUCUUAAAUACACAUGCAUCCCAGAGUAUGCCAAAGGUUCCAGGAUGGUUUACUAUUUCCAGUAAAGAUUUAGAGUGUAGAACCAUCCAUACUCUAACUGCUGAUGUUGCCCACAGUACAUUGCGCGUUGGAUGUGAAUUCCUUUAGAACUACAAACGCAGAUGAAAAGUGAAAAUAAACUACAAACAUGGUGCACACGCAAGACCAACCAUCAAGUAAAGAGGCUUCGGUAAUGUUUGUAUGACUGUUAAUUAAUAUCUAGCCAACUGGAACAUAUUUAAAUCACGUUUUCAUCUGCAACAACAAUACUGAACUUAUAUAAAGAAGUGUUUGGACAUUAACAUCUGAAUGCAGAAUUAUCCAAAGAUCGCUGAACUAUAAGAGACCCAACCGCAAAAUGUACUGCAAAAAAUAUUUGUUGACAGCACUUUACCAGCAAUUUUAAACAGACAGAGAGAGAGAGAGAGAGAGGGAAAAACAUUACCUGAUGGAUCGUUGGUAAGAUGUCCGGAAGAUGACCAUGUCGCAGUUUAGCUAAAUUAAUUCACGCCUCCUCCUGAAGUGACGUGCGAUGCGGCUUCGCUGUUUGCAAUGCAUUAAAACAUUGUUUUCCAUUCACAGCCACGCUUCAUUCUCAAAAUGUAUAGUUUGUCUAAAGUUAUAUAUACAAACUAUAUAGUAUACUAUGACCAGGGAUACAAUCAGCCAGUGCAGUUGUCCCUGCAUAGUAACAUUGUGUGUCUGCUGGUUUGUUUACUUGAGGGUGUUCCAUUGGCAUUUUCCUGCACAUUAAUUCUGACCAAUCGAAAAGCAGUUUAGGAAAUACGUUCAAUAACAUCUGGCCAGGGCAACGUGGUGGCGCAGUGGGUAGCAUGUUCGCCUGACAGCAAGAAGGUCGCUGGUUCAAGCCUCGGCUGGGUCAGUUGGCGUCUCUGUGUGGAGUUUGCAUGUUCUCCUUGUGUUUUUUGCAUGGCUUUCCUCCGGGUGAUCUAGUUUCCCCCACAAGUCCAAAGACAUGUGGUACAGGUGAAUUAGGCAUGCCAAAAUUGAUCUUAGUGUAUGAGUGUGUGUGUUUCCCAGUGAUGGGUUGCAGCUGGAAGGGCAUCCGCUGCGUGAAACAUAUGCUGGAUAAGUUGGCAGUUCAUUCCGCUGUGGCGACCCCAGAUUAAUAAAGGGACUAAGCUGAAAAGAAAAUGAAUGAAUGAACAUCUGGCCAAUGAGUGAUAUGGAUUGUCACAUGACUGCAUUUUGGUUCUGUUCAACUGGUUUGGACCAAAGCAUUCAGUGUGGUGUGAAAAGGACCCCAAAACAGCAGCAACAUGUUAUAAUUAUCAUGAUCAUCAUAGUAUCAUUUCAUGCCCUUGGUCCAGACCCAAUGAACCGAACCACAGAUGUGAAAGCACCCUUGGAGUGAACAUAUAUUAAUCUGAUUCUUCACAUCCUCAAGUUCAAUUUUAUACAAUCCUUUCCAUAUUGGUGGAAGAUCAGAACAGUUUCAAGAGGCUGAAUCACAGAGCGGGCCCAACACAGGUGAUGUCAGGGGGUCCAGAAACCAUAGAGUUGGCCCCAUCCAGCCUCUACCAGUUUUUGCAGAGUAUAAGCGCCCUAGCAGGACCGUCAUUAGCAUUAUUUUUAAUUAUUGACCAGACUGAAUAUUUGAAUAACUGAGAAAUUAUUCUACUGGUGCAACUGGCAGUUAAGAAGGUUGAAUAGGAACCAAACAAGCCAUCUUUAGAUACACAUAACUUAUGAUUUAAUCAUUCCUUUGAAUCUGGAUUAAAAUAUCAUUGCAAUAUUCCUCAUUUCUGUCCUAAAAGCAUUUUUUUUGGGUGGGGACAAAACAACAACAACAAACACUAUAGGCGUACAACACAGUGUGCGUGCUCUACUUCAAAUGGUGCUAAGUGGAUCUUUCAUAUUGACUCUUGGAUACGUUAAUCAGUGUAAUUGUCAUGACAUGCAUUCAUCCGUCUGUUCAAUCGCUCGACAACAUCGUUUCUUUUCUCGGUCUCCGUUCAGCAUUACCAUCAGAGCUCAUUGUCUCAUGACUGGAACACCUGCGGUAGCUAAUCAAAAAUCUAAUUGUGCUUUCAUAAGGGGCGCCAGUUCUGGAAUAAAACAUGAAAGGAGGAAUCACUCACCGAGAUAAUGCCCCGAGCCAAGCCGAAGCGGAAAGUUUUAUUGGAGAUUCUUAAAAUAGACGUUUUCUCCUUAGUCAGAUUUAUUCUGGGCCUGAGUGACGUGCCCUCAGGGUUUGACGUAUCAGGUAAAUCUGAAACACAAAUGAGGAAACAUGGCCAUACUCCGCGUCUGAAAAGAUUCAAAAAGCACAAGAGACUGAGCGUUAGUUAGUUAUUUAUUUUUUCAAAGGAAACAGAUGUGAUGGCGGCGUCUGGAGAGAGAGCUACUAUAAUAACUCGUGAUUGUGACUCGUGAAUGCCGGGAUUCAGUCAUUAAGAAAUACUUGAUAUGACUUGACGUUUUAGUAUAACAUAUUAUAAAAGCAUUAUUUAUAUUUAACCUUUUUCAUCUAAAUUUGGUUGGCGCUGUGGUUUGUGUGGAGUACUGCUGUUGUGUUUGUAUGUGACGGAAUAUAUUGUUCACAUUUGUAACUUAAAGGAAUUCUGAAUAAAU
Molecule: messenger RNA, 6837 nt
Organism: Danio aesculapii
Lineage: Eukaryota; Metazoa; Chordata; Actinopteri; Cypriniformes; Danionidae
Gene: ankrd13b
Product: ankyrin repeat domain 13B
Exons: 15
Coding region: 251-2149 (632 amino acids)
Cellular component (GO): cytoplasm
Molecular function (GO): protein binding
Source: RefSeq, a predicted model, not a curated record